Messenger RNA from Blastocystis hominis, 512 nucleotides. RefSeq lists its product as hypothetical. Bases 55 to 279 code for a protein of 74 amino acids. The record is from RefSeq and is a predicted model, not a curated record. The transcript is spliced from 2 exons. NCBI's taxonomy places the organism in Eukaryota, Bigyra, Opalinata, Blastocystidae.
UGGAUCUGUACAGUACUCUUAAGUCCCUCCCUCGCGACUACCUUCAGAGGAAUGAUGUUGCGACGAUCAUUCCAGCCUUUGAGUUCAUUCUCCCUAAGGGCUCCAUUUGCGAUAGUUUUACGGGCUGUAUCGACAACAUCAAAAACCUCCUUCCAAGUACCAAGAAGGAUGUGCUCGAGUGUGUUGAAAAGGGCUUAUGCAAUCGUUUCCGAGUCGCUUCGCAUACGCAUUCAUACCAUUUUGAUGAGUGGAACACUCUCCCACCGACGACCUAUGUAACCGACGUGCCUUGUAUGGAGAACGACAUUCAAGAGCCCUACAUUGUGGUGAAACGAAGCGAGAAACUGCCUCCGUUCGACGAGCGAUUUGUGAACUAUGGAAAGAAUAAGGUGCAAUGGAUCACACAUCUCCGACUGCUGGGGUACAAGUAUACGGUUCUGUCGCAGAGCUUUGCGAUUGAUGUGCCGCAUCCCAAGUCGAAGAUUGCAGAGGAUUGGUUUGCGGAGGGAUCG